Molecule: messenger RNA, 2256 nt
Organism: Folsomia candida
Lineage: Eukaryota; Metazoa; Arthropoda; Collembola; Entomobryomorpha; Isotomidae
Exons: 2
Coding region: 87-1328 (413 amino acids)
Biological process (GO): carbohydrate metabolic process
Cellular component (GO): membrane
Molecular function (GO): galactoside 2-alpha-L-fucosyltransferase activity
Source: RefSeq, a predicted model, not a curated record
AGUAAAAUGUGCGAAACAGCCGUUGAAUAUUUGAUUGAUUUUUUCACCCGUUACAUUAAUCAUUUGGAGAAAGUUGUAUACCUAUAAUGAAAGUAAAUCUAGAUAAACCUACAUUUGUGUUGAAUAAUAAAAGUUUGCUACAAGUUCUACCUGCACAAUGGAGGCUAUUCCAGACCUUUAUAAUGUUGAUAAUUAUGGUUAUAGUGACCUGGAUAACCGACCAGUUUGGCUACCUGCAGGCCUCGAAAAUUUCAUUGCAGUUAAUGUUGACUCGGGAAUUUCACUUUGAAUCGGACAAUAACGUUCAAUGUGCUGACAGUUAUCCAAACUGUUUCAAUGCAGAUAUUUUACACCGAUUAAACAAUUCUGUAACAAACCCAAGUUUUUAUUCCAAAAGAAUGGUUGUUCCUGCACCUGCCAUAUAUUUGAAGCUUCACGAAGGAAUAGGAAAUCAACUAUUUCAAUAUUCGUGUGGUUAUGCACUAGCGAGAAAGCAUAAUUAUCCUUUGUAUCUCAAUGUUCCCGACCAACUCGUCUCAAGUUCAUCUUCUGUGAGACCAAACCCAGCGAAAGUACGACCCUUGCUGUCCCUGCACUCCUUUGACAUCCCACUUCACUUGAACGUGGUGAAUGACACUUGGAAAUUUGAUUCUUCUCCUCAGGAACUUGAUGACCGUACAAUACUCGCAGGCGGUUACAAUUUAAACUCGAUCCUGCAUCCCACCGGCCUUUGCCAAUCGGAAACUUUCUUUUUCCCAGUCAAAGAAGAAAUAUUAACCUUGUUUCAACAAAAAGCAAUAUUGUCAAGAGCAGUGGAAAAGUUGGUGGGUCUCAUCAAGAACUCGGAAAGUGUAGCUGUUCAAAUUCGCCAGGGGGAUGUACCCGAUGGGAAUCGGGUGCCACUAGCUUAUCAUAAAUACGCAAUGAAACAUAUUUUACAAGAGCUAGGCCCCACCAGCCAUCCAACAUUUUUUAUAUUUUGUGAAGCUGAGGAAGAGGUUGAGAUUUUGAGACAAGAAUUCAGUCCCGAAAUCAUACAUCAAAGUCAGCUACAUUUCGUAUGCGAUACAAAUGCGUUGAGCUAUCAGCAGUAUUUUUAUGCCUUAUCGAAAUGCAAGCAUAGUAUUAUCUAUAAUAGUUUUGGGUGGUGGGCUGCUUAUCUUAAUACAAAUUUAGAGAAGUUCGUGGUCGCGGCGCAUUUUGACCCAGAAGAGAUUGAGUUAAUGUUUAAAGAUCCAAGGGAGUCGUUUUAUAUGAAAUGGCAGUUUAGAUAUAUGUAUUUCCCAAUUAAUUGGCAUGUCGUAGAUAUAAAAACAUUAGAUGUGUAAUCUUUACUAUGAUGAAUAAUCUUUAAUAUGAUGAAGCACUGAUUUACGCAGGGCUGUGGUACUUAAUUACUUUUGUACUUAAUUACUUACUUAAUUACCGAACUUGAAGUAAUUGGUAAUUGAUAAUUGAUUUCAAUUACUCCGGUAUUUGUCAAAGUAAUUCUGUACUUAAGUACUUGAAGGACCUGGAGUAAUUAAAAUUGGAAGUACUUAAUUACUUGGCCAAGUAGUAAUUAGUAAUUGAAUACUCAAUUACUUUGAUCAAUUACUUAAUCGAACAUACUUGGAAUGAAAUACGACAAGUCUCCCUCUCCCGAAGAACUCGAAUUAUGUAAAUAUUUACAUAUCUUUUGUUGUGAACACUUUGGUCAUCAUUCCCAUUAAGCUUUUGCACUUCAAGCUAAUUACAAUUUUAUAUUACAAUUGUUUCAACUGGCUAGGUUCCAUGGGCUGCAAAAAUUAUCUAAGCAAUGUCGUUAGUCAGAGUCAGGUAAAAUACAAUAGAUAGAAAUGUACGCAUUAACAACUUUAAUGUUAUAAUUGUGGAAAGAAAAUGCCAUUAUCUCUCUGGAGUAAAGAUCCGCGGCAAUUUUAAACUUUUGGAUCAUAUAAAUGAACUGUUUGCUGUACCAAGAUAUUUAUAAAAGUUUUAUCCUGUUCGAAAAUGAUUUUUUUGGUCGAAAGUUAGCCUUUAAAUAGCGUUUAAUUAAUUUGAAGUGUGAUUAUUAAGUAAUUAGUAAUUAAGUAAUUGACUUUCAAUUACUAAUAAGUAAUUGGUAAUUGAAUUCAAUUACAUGCUUGCAAAGUAAUUGUAAUUGAUAAUUAAGUUCAAUUACUGGACAAAGAAGUAUUUGUAAUUAGUACUUAAUUCCAAUUUUCGCAGACGGAGUAAUUAAGAAUUAAGAAUUAAUUACUUCCAUUUGUAAUU